UAUGAACCCAACACGACAUCACAAAACGCAGGGGACAUUGUUGUGGAGUGCCGCGAAAAUUUCAAACAAGCAACAAGCAAGAAGCAACGACGAACAAGCAGCCGUGGAGAUGGAGCAGCCCGUGUUUGAGUACGAGUGGAACGUGGCCAUGGAAGGCAGCAAAGAGGCACGCCUCCGCCUCAUUGCAGAGCGAAAGGAAGAGCUCCAAACCCUCAUCUUGGACGCCAAGCAGAACGAUGCAGACAUCACAGAGCUACUCGAAGAGUGGAAGGCGCUCUUGGAAGCCCAAAACCGCAUCUUCACACAGGAAAUCGAGCAGGAGAACCUCAGGAUGAAACAGAACGCCAUGUCAGACUUACACACACUCCUUCACGACAUCAUUAAGAGCAAGGUCGAGUUCACGCCUGCAGAGAAACAACUGCAGCAGUGCAUCAAGGCCACCUUUCGCGCCGUAAGCAAAUACGUCGAAACGAACCGCAUCGACAAGUCAUCCCAACAAAAACACCAACAACACAGCCACCUCAGGCAGCAAGCAGCAGUCGCAAGUCAGGAUGUACCAGUCGUAUCCACAACAGCCGCACCGCCACCGCCGCCGCCUCCUCCACCACCUCCACCGCCCAUGGCACCACUUGCACAGAGUGUAUCGAUGGUAGCAGCACCCACAUCAACGAGAAUGGCCUCACUCGACAGCAGGGAAGACACGGAAAACACAGCACCAGCGCUCCCGAACACCUCAUCAGGCCCAACAAUAGCAGCGUGCCUGCAAGAUCAACUCUCUGCUGCUGUCAGGCACCGCUCAGAAUCAUCCACCGAAUCAAAGCAAGCCUGCACACCUCAGGUGAUGCGAACACCACUGCGAGAUGUGAAUCGGUCCUUCUUGACAGACAUUACCAUGACAGGGAAGUCGGCCUUGAAGAAGACAAACCUUCCCCGCUCACCCGGCGGCACGCCUUGUCGCCGACGACGUGCGCCAUCCCUCAUGGACAGCCACGACUUGAUUGCAUUUGCACUGAGGAACAAGUUCAAGUCCGUCACCCACAGCCCGCUCAGCGACCGCUCAGCGUCAUCAAACUUCAACAGCCCCUUAUCCUCCGUUGGCCGCCAGUCCCAUCCACCUACACCGUUCUAAUCGCACCCCAGACAAAUGCACGCCGCAACAGCUGCUGUUCCCCCCUGCGCCCUGGUUCUCCUGCUUUGAGAGAGUUGUCGUUACACGCAAAGACAGCGUUCCCCCAACAAAGCGAGCA
Salpingoeca rosetta is the source of this 1247-nucleotide messenger RNA. RefSeq lists its product as uncharacterized. The annotation marks the transcript as partial. Lineage: Eukaryota; Choanoflagellata; Craspedida; Salpingoecidae. The record is from RefSeq and is a predicted model, not a curated record. The transcript has 8 exons.